Messenger RNA from Glarea lozoyensis ATCC 20868, 690 nucleotides. RefSeq names its product POZ. The coding region runs from base 1 to 690 and encodes 229 amino acids. Gene Ontology annotation, biological process: protein homooligomerization. Lineage: Eukaryota; Fungi; Ascomycota; Leotiomycetes; Helotiales; Helotiaceae. The record is from RefSeq and is a predicted model, not a curated record. The transcript has a single exon.
AUGUACACCACAAUCAAAACAGUGCAACGCAACUUCGUCACUGACCCAGAUAGAUGGUCAGGUCAGAGCUUAUACUUCAACAGUCUGUUCUCCGGGAAAUGGGGUGAUAAACAGGAAGAUGGCUCAUACUUUGUUGAAACCGACGCUCACAUCUUCGAACACAUUCUUCGAUACCUUCGAACUAGAGUUCUUCCAGUCUUCUACGACAGAGAAAAGGGUCACGAUUUCGCACUUUAUCAAGCCGUACUAGAAGAAGCGAAAUACUUCCAAAUCGAUCGGCUAGUGAAAUGGAUUGGCGAACGCAAAUAUCUGGAAGCCGUCCAAGUCAAUAUUUUGGCUACUGAAUCUCAAGACCGACGGACUUAUAAAAAGCAUACUAGGUCUGAUCUUGACCGCCGCACAUUCAUGGUGGAGGAUCGCUAUGUUGAGAUGACGACGAGUGGCAACAUGGAGACUACGAUGAUUCCUAUGGCACACCGACGAAGCGUCUUCUACUGUCCCAAUGGGAAGCAUGGCAAAAGCACCAAGGAAAAUUGUAGCGGCUGUACAAAGCAAGCAAGCGAUGGCAAAGUCAACGUCAACGGUGGCUGGAGAGGAGAGGAUCAAAUGAGCUGGUGCAUUGUGCGAAAAGAAGUUGUUUUCGACCACGAUCUCUGUGUGAAUGCGUAUUCAGAUGAUGCUCAGCCAUGA